UUUAGCAUUUAAGGCUUUCAUUGGGAGGCUUGGAUUGGAAGUCACUAUAAAACGCCUUACAAACGAAUGCCUUACAAACAUUUAGUAAAAUGAAGUCUGUCAUUAUACUGAGUACCUUAGUUUAUAUAGCAUCAGCCACAGUCGUACGAAAAUGGCACCGUAGUGAUAAUGGAGCCUUAUAUUUUAUAGAACCUGAACAAAAGUUCAAUUGGUUUGAAGCCUGGAAUGAAUGUGCUCGCAAAAAUAUGUCCUUAAUAGCCAUUGAUCGUUACGAGGGCCACUACCAAAUUGAUUCUUUAAUCAGGAAAUUAUUUACUACUUGCCCCUCGUUCUGGCUGGCAGGCAACGACAAUGCUGUGGAUGGUCGUUAUGAAUGGGCUACCACGGGGGAGAUAUUCACCUUCACCAAUUGGGGUUCCGGCCAACCUGGACGAACAACUGGUGAACAUUGUAUUCUGCUCUGGACCACCUGGGACUGGCAUGACUUGACUUGCACCCAUAAAUUAGGCUUCAUUUGUGAAGAGAAUCGAGCUGUGAAGGAAAAAUGCAAAGGCAAGGAUUCAGAUGACUACAUGGGUUUUGGCAAGACUUUCAUAUGGAGAAACUACAAUGGCAAUGUUAAUUAGGGGAAAAAUUAUAUUUUAAAAACUUUGUCAGAUGGGGAGGAAAUAUACAAAUAUACUAGAAUAUCCAAAACAACUAAAAGUGUGCUAUGUUCGGCCGGGCCGAAUCUUAUAUACCCUCCACCAUGGAUCGUAUUUGUCAAGUUCUUUGAAUGACUUUUUCAAUAUAUAUAUGAGCUACAUGAAGUUAUUGACUGAUA
Messenger RNA from Stomoxys calcitrans (stable fly), 823 nucleotides. Its product is annotated as lectin subunit alpha. Gene Ontology annotation, molecular function: carbohydrate binding. Bases 90 to 626 code for a protein of 178 amino acids. Gene Ontology annotation, cellular component: external side of plasma membrane. The record is from RefSeq and is a predicted model, not a curated record. Gene Ontology annotation, biological process: biological process involved in interspecies interaction between organisms. The transcript is spliced from 3 exons. Lineage: Eukaryota; Metazoa; Arthropoda; Insecta; Diptera; Muscidae.